AUGAGUAGAUCUUCUUGACCGAGGCUGGAGGAGAUCUGGCUGUUUCCUGUACAAGCCUGAGAUGGAUAAGACAUGCUGUCCAGCUUAUACCAUUCGUCUGAAGGCAAGUGAUUUUGUUCAUUCCAAAGAGCAACUUCGUGUGCAUAGGCGAAUGCAAAGGUUUCUAGAUGGCACAUUGGAUGCAAAAAAGCCUGAGGAAAGGGACAAUCCAAAUAGUACUAAGGGUGCAUGUAAAUGUGGCCAUCGUAAAGUUUCAAGCUCCACAAGCACAAAAUCCUCAUCUGUUAAAAAUGAAGAAAACAAGAAAGCGGAAGUGGUUAUAAAUUAUUUGUCUGAACAAAUAGACAAUGCGGUAAAUACAUGUAUUGGAAGUGGGGAAUUUCCUUCCGGUACUCAGUUACCAAAAGCUUCCGUCAAAAAGGUUGUAGGAUCCAAAAGGAAACUGCUAACUAAAGGAUCUGAAGAUCUUUUAUUCUCCAGCAACAUUGCAUUCCAAAUUGUGGGUGCAGUGGGACGGGCACAGUCAGCAGAGAAGAAUGUGCAGAAGUCAAGAACGUCAGGGUAUAAUGCAGAAAGAAAUGGUCCAUCUCCCCAAAUAAUUGCUGAAAAGUUGUUAGGUUUGAUAAAUCAACUGCCAGAAACUUUUGGUCUUUCUAUCAGGGCUUGCAAUGGACAUAUCAACUUUUAUAUGGCUGCCAAAGAUGCUUCUUCUGAUAAAGAUGUUUCGGUUAUUAUUGCCUCUGAAGAAUCUAUGACAGGUAGCGAAAGCAAAAAUUGUUGCUGUAGAAGAUCCUCCGAAUGCCCUCAAUUAAAAAAUCGGAGGCUUGAGAUACAUUUAAAAAGGUCCAGUUUUGAUCCGGAAGAGUUUUCAUUAUAUAAACAUUAUCAAACAAAAGUGCAUAAUGAUACCCCUGAUCACCUUACUGAAAGCUCCUACAGGAGGUUUUUGGUUGAUACUCCUUUAGUAUUUGUUCCACCAUCUGGUGAUGGCAAAAUUCCUCCUUGUGGUUUUGGCUCCUUCCAUCAGCAGUAUUUGAUUGAUGGCCAGCUAGUUGCAGUUGGAGUGAUAGACAUCCUCCCAAAGUGUUUGUCAAGUAAAUACUUGUUCUGGGACCCAGAUUAUGCCUUUCUUUCUCUGGGAAAGUAUUCAGCACUGCAAGAAGUAGGUUGGGUGAAAGAGAAUCAGGUGCAUUGCCGUAGUCUUCAGUUUUAUUAUCUUGGUUAUUACAUACACUCCUGCAGCAAGAUGAGAUACAAAGCUGCAUAUCGUCCAUCAGAGCUUCUCUGUCCUCUUCGCUACCAGUGGAUAUCAUUUGAUAUUGUGAGGCCUUUGCUAGAUAGAAAAAAAUAUGUUGUCUUGUCAGAUUUUGCCACCACACAAAAUGGGGAUUCAUCACCACUUUCUGUCUCAGAAACUAUAGGACAGCAGACAUGUGUUGAUCACAGUGGCCAAGAAGACUUCAACGAGUGUUUUAUGGAUGAUGAAGAUGACGAGGAAAUGAUUGAACCUGAAUCUGACAGCUCUGAUGAUGAUUUGGGCCCAGAAACCAGUGACCAAACAUCUGGAAUAGCUGAUGGUGAUGUCACCAACAUUCUAAUUGGGUUGAAAGGUUCACGGUUUAGAUACAAGGAUAUCCAACGAGCUUUUGGUCGGACUGAAAAGAGUUACAUGGAAUCUCAGUUACGUAGAUACCGGAGGGUUGUUGGUGCUGCGUUAUCCGAGAAGAUGACUUAUUCAAUUGGGUAAAAAUUUGAUCAUUUUUGCAGGCCUCACCAAGUUGAAGAUGUAUGUUCUGCAGUCUGCAAUUGCAGCUGAAUCUGAGUCUGUUCAUCAUCUUCUUCAGGUUUCUCUUCUUGGAUUGGGAUGGGCGGAGUUGUUUUUGUUUAAUUCAUUUCUAGUGGAAGUAUAGAUUCUUAAUCCAGUUUGAUUUUGUUGUUUCUAUGUAUGUUACUUUUCAGUGGAAGUAGUAAAAGAAAGAUUAUAUUGGUUAUA
Carica papaya (papaya) is the source of this 1993-nucleotide messenger RNA. The record is from RefSeq and is a predicted model, not a curated record. Lineage: Eukaryota; Viridiplantae; Streptophyta; Magnoliopsida; Brassicales; Caricaceae.